Epinephelus moara (kelp grouper) is the source of this 1702-nucleotide messenger RNA. RefSeq lists its product as uncharacterized. NCBI's taxonomy places the organism in Eukaryota, Metazoa, Chordata, Actinopteri, Perciformes, Serranidae. The record is from RefSeq and is a predicted model, not a curated record. The coding region runs from base 62 to 829 and encodes 255 amino acids. The transcript has 4 exons.
AUCAGAAGGCAGUGAAGGCAGCGCCUGGUCGUUAGCGGUCCUGCUAACUUCACCGCUAACUAUGCCUGGAAAAUGUAAAUUCCAGGACUCCUGGCUCUCCAAGGGAAUUUACAAGGACUGGCUGGUGAAGGAUGUCCAGGACAUUCACUUCGCCCGAUGUAGAGCCUGUUGUAAAUCAAUCAAACUUCAGACCAUGGGCGAGUCUGCUCUCACGAGCCACGCAGGGGGAGCUGGCCACAAAGCAGCGGUGCGCAAGCUAAGAGAAGGCAAUUUGAUGCUGAUAAAUGCUGCUGGGCAGAUGAACGGCAGCGUGAGUCAGGCUGAGGACAACAAGGAGCAAGUGGCCAUCUGCCUCCAGCGUGACGCCUUGGACAGAGUAUCGGGCAGCGACUGGUCCGAUCUGCACCACAGCCCCACUUCAAACUCCACCUCCCACAAUGCAGAGCUGCAGGAUGUGAAAUUUCAUUCUGCCUACUUCUCACCACCAGGCACCUCCCAGCUCAUCAGCCAGCGCCUCCACUUGACUGGCGAGGCGGAGGAAACCCACGACUCGGUGGACCUGUCGAGACUGGAGAACCAGCAGAAAACAGAAGCUCUGGAGCAGCAGCAGCAGAUGAAGAUCCUGGAGUGGGAGAACAGGAUGAAGGUGCUGGCGUGGGAGCAGGAGCUGGUGAAGGAGAAGAGGAGAGCGGCCCGGCAGAAGGAGAAGGCCUUCAGGAUGAAGAAGGCGUACUACAAAGCCAAGCUAAAGAGGAUGGGCGAGGACGUGCCGCCAUCUUCCUCCAGCAGCAGUGAUGAAGAGGAGAGAACAUCUGAUCCGACAGGAUGAACUGCUUUAACCGUUGUAUUUUUACUAGUGCUUGUCUUGUUGUAUUCUUUUGUCUAUAUGCCAUGAAACUGUUACUAUUUUUAUACAUUGUUUUGUAUUUUAAUGCAAAGGGAGGAUUCUCAGUUGCUUUCAAUCAGCUGUUUUCUGCUAUAAGUGUGAGACGCCUUGGGUUCUUUUGAAGUAGACUGCAGUUUGAAAAGUAGAAGUACUGCUACUUAAAAGCACAAGCGAGAUGACUUGGGUUGCAGACUACUCAAAAGUAGCUGUUUUGAAGACUAGUUAGAUUAUUCCAUAUGCUCAAACUACCAAACAAACCUUCUGUAACGUGUCUUAAGUACGCCUUUUCAAAGAUAUUCAAAGUAAACCAAACUAGUUGAGUGUAACACCUCAUUUAAGAUCACCCUAAGUGAAAGAUGUGGUACUAAUAGAACUAUAAACAUACAUAGAAAUGCUAUGAAACAUUAAUACUUUUCACACCUUGUAGAAAAGCUUCCCAACUGUGUUUAAGGGUUGAGAUCAAAAUCACAAUGAUCCUGUUUUUAUCUUUUAAUCAUCACAACGUGUCUUCAGUAUUCAAAGUUACGAGAUGUUCACUGAUGUUAGAGGUUGAGGGUCGUGGUCUCUCAAGGGAGAGCAGAAUUUUAAAGAAUGUAUUGCGUUUACAUCUAAUCACUGCAGCUGUAGAAAUGAAACGACAUUCCUAAAUGGACAAUCUGUUAUCACAUCUGCAUCGCUUCUUUCGCAUGUUAACACGAGUAUUUUUGUCUCUGCUUUGUAAAUAAAUUUGCAUUUGGUACAAAGUAAGUGUCGACUACAGGCAAGUGACAAAUCAAAGAACACACUGAAUAAAUGAGUAGAGAAACAUACACUACA